This is a messenger RNA of Anneissia japonica, 3523 nucleotides long. Its product is annotated as lysosomal protective protein-like. Gene Ontology annotation, molecular function: serine-type carboxypeptidase activity. NCBI's taxonomy places the organism in Eukaryota, Metazoa, Echinodermata, Crinoidea, Comatulida, Comatulidae. Bases 168 to 1580 code for a protein of 470 amino acids. Gene Ontology annotation, biological process: proteolysis. The record is from RefSeq and is a predicted model, not a curated record. The transcript has 9 exons.
CCUACGUGUGUAGCGCACAAACACACGUACACACACACCGGAUCAUCAUAAAACUGAGGCGACUCACUCAUGGUGGAAAACUAGACUAGAAAGAAGUUAAUUAUUAUAGGCCUUGUGCUUUAAAAUUCAUAAAUAGAGUUUUGAAUUAAAGCAGAACUUGCAGAACAAUGAGUUCAAUGAAUGGGUUUUGUAUAACUUUGAUAUUAGUAGUAGGCCUAGCCGGAGUGUUCUCUGCAGGUCUAGGCCUACGCGGCGGAAAAGGAAGCAACCCUGACGAAGUCCUUUCGCUGCCUGGUCUGGCUGUCCAGCCUAAAUUCAAGCAUUACUCGGGCUACUUAAAAGCUAGUGGAACAAAGAAGUUGCAUUACUGGUUUGUUGAGUCGCAGUUUGAACCGGAAACUGACCCAGUAGUCCUGUGGAUGAAUGGCGGACCAGGCUGCAGUUCUCUUGAUGGGUUGCUAUCCGAACUUGGACCAUUUCAUUUGCGAGAUGACGGAAAAACUGUUUACAUGAAUCCAUACAGCUGGAAUAAUGCCGCUAAUGUCAUUUUCCUUGAGGCACCAGCUGGAGUUGGAUUUUCUUACUCGGAUGAUAAGAAUUACACUACCGAUGAUGACCAGGUUUCAAUGGAUAAUUACCUUGCUCUUCAAGAUUUCUUCACCAAGUUUCCUCAGUUUAGCAAGAAUCCAUUUUUUGUAACUGGCGAAAGUUACGGAGGGGUUUACGUUCCUACGUUGUCUAUGAGAAUACUGGAGGGAAAUGCUACCAUUAACAUGCAGGGAUUUGCUGUUGGUAAUGGUUUAUCCAGUUACGCUCUUAAUGAUAAUUCCCUUAUGUACUUUGGGUACUACCAUGGAUUAUUUGGAACUGAUUUAUGGAGCCAGCUUCAAUGUUACUGUUGCAACGCUUCCUACUGCAAUUUCCAUGACAACGCGCAACCACAAUGCUCCCUCGUGGUCGGCGAAGCAAUGAAUAUUGUGUACAAUAUUGGUUUGGACAUCUACAACCUUUAUGAUGAUUGUGCCGGUGGCAUUCCUCCGCAUGCGACUGUGUUCAAGGUCGCGAUGUCAAACCUGUUUAGAAAUUACAAGAUAAAAUACACUCCAUUGAUCAAGAAGCCGCCCAAGUUAAGAGUAACACCACCUUGUGUAAAUGUAACAUCCAGCUUAAUUUAUCUCAACAACCCGGAUGUCCGCAAGGCUUUGCACAUUCCAACUAGCGUACAAGACUGGGACAUCUGUAGUGGUGUAGUAGGAGCUCAAUAUGUGAGGAAAUACCAAACAUUGUAUAAUCAAUACCAGACAUUGGUCAAGCAUUACCGCAUAAUGGUAUACAAUGGUGACAUCGACAUGGCCUGUAAUUUCCUCGGCGAUGAAUGGUUUGUGGAAUCACUGAAGCUGGAUAAAUCUGGGGAUCGCAGAGAGUGGGUGUCCAAUAAACAAAUUGCUGGCUUUGUACAAGACUACACAAAUGUUACCUUGGUAACCAUCAAGGGUGCCGGUCACAUGGUUCCUCAGGACAAGCCAGCACAAGCCUUGAAAAUGUUUACCGCGUUUAUUAAAAAUACUCCGCUGAACUAAUUUCAUAGACUGCUAUUUCAAUCUAGAAGUUCUUUCAUGUAAACUAGCAAAGGAUAUAGAAAGGGUAGAGAGCACGGUAUGCUUGUUUAGGGCAUCUAUAAUCUAGAAGUUCUUUUAUGUAAACUAACAAAGUAUAUAGAAAGGGUAGAGAGCACAGUAUGCUUGUUUAGAGCAUAAAUGAACGAUACGUCCAAAUACGCAGCUAUGGAAGGAUGCCUUCUGCCAUUGGAAUGUCUUUUAAGUUACCUAGUAGUAUCCAUCAGAAUUAGUUGUUUAUCUUUUGUAUCAUCAACAUUAUACAGUUCCUUUGUAUCGGGAGAUAUUUAUACAGUUGCAGAUCCAGGAAUUUGAAAUAGAGGGAGCCAGGAGAGGAAUUUUUACAGGUGAAGGGUCUAUACAACUGGUAAGACAAUAAUUAUGAUUAUGGCACCUCAAGAUAGCUGGAAAUGGCACUAUCAGACUUCAAUCGGCCACUAUUAUAUAUAUUCUUAGAUCACCAGAUGACCACACCGCAGCACACUACCAUGACAAUGAUGUCGGCUUCCAUAUGGUGUAGCUAUGGUUGCAAUAUAUUUUCAAACAGCGCUGUGCCCUGUUCUCUUUCUAUACUCUUUGAAGGUAUCAGUCACAUCUAGUGGUACUUGCAGUUAAAUAAUAAUAAUAAUAAUUAUAGUAAUAAACAUUUGUAAAUAGUUAGUAUCCUUCUGAAUAUGCUCAUGGGGAAGAAAAAGAACAGAAACCGUACAUAGAUUUUUGACAAAAAAAAAAAAAGUUUUCAUUGAAGUAACAGCAUUCAUAUCUAUUGUUGCAGUAGUCCCAUACCGUAGUUCUCACACUAAUACAUUCGACCAAGGUUAAACUAUUGCCAAAAUAUAAUGUUGCCAAAGUAGAACUGGCUUUGCUAAACAUAAUGUAUGUAUGUAUGUUGAUAUGCUUCAUGAAAUGUGAUAUUUUUCUAAUCUAUGACAGGAAACAUGUAAUUUUACCUCAUUAGUGUUUUGUCAUGUUAUGUGCAGCUAUAAUAGGCCCAGUAACAAAAUGUAUUAGUUUAUCCCCUAUCUAGGCGGGAAAAGUGAAGGGAGGCUUUUUAUUUUUAUUUUUUUAUUUUGCUAAGGCCAAAUCACCCUUGGGUUGUUUUGCUGGUGCAUUGAUAUUCAAAGGAAUAUACAUGAUUGAGAUAAUACAAACAAUAUCUACUUACUAACUAUUUACUAAAUAAAAUGACCAAAAAAAAAAAUUUUUUUCUUAUUUAUUUUUUAUUUUUCCAAAUAUAAUUUUUUUUCCAGUAGCAUAGAAGACAUGGGGGCGAAGGUGAUAAACUAAUAUUUUUUAUUGGUCCUAAUAGGCAUGAUACUUAGAUUGUGCAAUGUUGAUUGAAAUGGACAAUAGACACCAAAUGUGACUGGCUCGUGCAAAACCCUCUGUUUGUCGCAAUUUCUAAUUUCCCGCAAGCAAUAAAAAACGUACGAGAAUCAGAAUUUUGAACAUGUUUUUGCAUUUUAUAAGAGAAGGAUAUUUUGAAGAACAUUUCUGCAAAAUAUCGAUUACUUAAUCUAACUGAAAUGUAUAUUAAAAUUAUUUUUGAAAUACUAAUUUUAGUUAUAAACUAUUGAUUUUGGAGACCUGUAUUUAUUUUUGUGUCAAAUUAAUUAAUGAAACAAAAUGUUCAAAAAUUGUAUUUUUCAGAAUUGUGAAUUUCAGAGGCUUAUCUGAACAUGUGCAAAUUUAGAUAGUGUGUAUUUAAUAUAAUAUGAUAUAAAAAUUACCAUUUUUCAAUAAUUUAUUGCAAGAUAAUUCUAGUAAAGUUGUUGAUAAUUAAUUUACAUAUCUUGUACAUGAAUAAUAGUUAAAGUAGGUGGACUAGUUAUUAAAUUUUAUACACAGAUCAUAUGCAAAAAUUGUUUUCAUGCUGAGAUGAAUAAAUCAAAUGUUAAAUGCUAAAA